CAACAGAAGAGGUUAUGAGGAACGAGAUUUGCGUAGGUGAAGUAAACAGAACCAACAGGAACCCUCGGAAAGCGAGUUUCCUCUUAUGGUGCGAAUCACCGUCAGGCGUUGUGGCGUUGCGUUGUGGACGAUUCUCGAAUGGGGCUACACCCGAACCCCACGUCCCCAGCACCACCACCACCGUAAACGUAGCCUCCAUCCACAUUGCAUGCGGCCGCCGCCACCGCCACCGCCAUGGACCGCUACCCCUACUCCGAGCCCGCCACCCCUGCCUCUUCUGUCCCGAGGGAAACCCUCUUUGUCUCCAACUCCAGCAACUCCCUCGUCUUCUCCAACUCCGGCAAGUCCCUCGUCGUCUCCGCCUCCGGCUCGCGCUUCGAUCCGAGGAAGAAGUAUGUUAGGCAGGUAACCGGCCGGCACAAUGACACCGAGCUCCACCUCGCUGCCCAGCGCGGCGAUGUUACUGCCGUUCGACGAAUCCUUGCCGAGAUCGAUGAUCAGAUGACGGGAACCCUAAGCGGAGCUGAGUUUGAUGCUGAGGUGGUGGAGAUUAGGUCCGCGAUCGUCAACGAAGUCAACGAAUUGGGAGAGACGCCGCUGUUCACGGCCGCCGAUAAGGGACACCUGGAUGUCGUUAAAGAGCUUCUCCCUCACACCACCAAAGAGGCCCUUUCGUUCAAGAACCGUGCCGGCUUCUCUCCCUUGCACAUUGCCGCUAAACAAGGUCAUAAAGACAUUGUAGAGGUGCUUCUAGACCAUGAUCCGGAGCUAAGCAAGACCUUUGGCCAAUCAAAUGCAACCCCUCUUGUCACUGCAGCUAUGAAGGAUCAAGCGGAUGUUGUUGAGCUGUUGCUUAACAGAGAUCCUAGCUUGUUGGAGAUAGCUAAGUCCAAUGGGAAGAACGCACUCCAUUUAUCUGGUCGGCAAGGGCACGUUGCUGUGGUGAAACUGUUGCUGGCCCAUGAUCCGCAACUCGCUCGGAGGACCGAUAAGAAAGGACAAACUGCUCUGCACAUGGCUGUGAAGGGGACUAGCUGUGAAGUGGUGAAGAUGAUUCUUAAUGCAGAUCCUGCAAUAGUCAUGUUGCCUAACAAGUUUGGAAACAAUGCAUUGCAUAUAGCCACCAGGAAGAAAAGGGUAGAGAUAGUGAAUGAACUGUUACUUCAUCCUGACACCAAUGUGAAUGCCCUAUCAAGAGACCAGAAAACAGCUCUUGACAUUGCUGAAGGACUUCCAGUGUCCGAAGAAUCCUGGGAGAUAAAAGACUGCCUUGUCCGUUUUGGUGCAUGUAAAUCCAGUGACCUCAAGCAACCAAGGGACGAGCUGAGGAAAACUAUGACACAGAUCAAAAUGGACGUCUCCUGCCAGCUCGAACAAGCCCGGAGAACAAGCAGGAAUGUAAGCGGGAUUGCGAAGGAGCUGCAGAAGUUGCACCAAAGCGGAAUCCAUAAUGCCACAAAUUCAGUAACCGUUGUGGCCUCGCUGUUUGCAACGGUUGCAUUUGCAGCAAUCUUCACUGUUCCUGGUGGUGAUGAUGAUUCGGGCAAGGCCGUGGUGGUGCACACUGCGUCCUUCAAGGCCUUCUUCAUAUCCAAUGCUAUUUCGCUCUUUGUUUCACUGGUUGUUGUUGUGGUUCAGAUCACGGUUGUUAGAGGGGAGACAAAGUCCGAAAGGAGAGUUACAGAAAUUAUCAAUAAGAUGCUGUGGUUGGCUUCAGUUUGCACCUCUGUUUCAUUCAUGGCGGCGUCUUAUAUAGUUGUUGGUCGCCGCAGCAGGUGGGCUGCAAUCCUUAUUACAGUCAUAGGGACUUUUGUAACGGUUGCCGUUCUUGGCACCAUGACUUACUUUGUGCUGAAAUCCAAACGUCUCCGAAGAGAAAGGAAGAAGUUCAAAAGGAUUAAAACAUCUUCUUGGCGGUGUUCAGAUUCUGAAACUGAAGUGGAUCCAAUUUACGCUAUCUAGUUCCUGAACCCUGAACUUUAAAUUCUAACUACAACAUGAUUUUGUAUUUAACAAACACUGAAAAGGAUAACAAUGCUUUUCCAAGGUUUCACGAGCUGAGAAAAAGAGAGAUGGCUUUUGUGGAAGUGAAUGGCGGCUGCUUUUUUGUUUCCACAACAGGGCAUAUAAGGGAGACAAAUUGGUUAGUUGAUCUCUCUUUCAAAAGAUUGAUUUCACACCAGGUUUCCUUUAUCCCUUUAUGGUAUAUUAUUGUAUUUGUUAAAACAGUUCUGAUUGCUUUGUUAAAUUUAGGACGAUUUUGCAAAUACAAACUUAAAGCAUUAUAUUAGACACCAACAUUAAAGUUGUCGGAAUUUAUAAACCAACAAAUAAAUGUAUAUUUUGAACAAAC
Arachis stenosperma is the source of this 2353-nucleotide messenger RNA. RefSeq names its product ankyrin repeat-containing protein ITN1-like. Lineage: Eukaryota; Viridiplantae; Streptophyta; Magnoliopsida; Fabales; Fabaceae. Gene Ontology annotation, cellular component: plasma membrane. Gene Ontology annotation, molecular function: protein phosphatase regulator activity; protein phosphatase 1 binding. The transcript has 3 exons. The record is from RefSeq and is a predicted model, not a curated record. Bases 235 to 1962 code for a protein of 575 amino acids.